This is a messenger RNA of Trichosurus vulpecula (common brushtail), 4831 nucleotides long. It is a transcript of the gene GLI2, whose product is annotated as GLI family zinc finger 2. The record is from RefSeq and is a predicted model, not a curated record. Gene Ontology annotation, cellular component: nucleus. Gene Ontology annotation, molecular function: DNA-binding transcription factor activity, RNA polymerase II-specific; RNA polymerase II cis-regulatory region sequence-specific DNA binding. Bases 4 to 4680 code for a protein of 1558 amino acids. Gene Ontology annotation, biological process: smoothened signaling pathway; regulation of transcription by RNA polymerase II. The transcript is spliced from 13 exons. NCBI's taxonomy places the organism in Eukaryota, Metazoa, Chordata, Mammalia, Diprotodontia, Phalangeridae.
AAGAUGGAAACUUCCACCUCAACCACUGCUGCCGAGAAGAAAGAAGCCAAAAGUGCAAUUCUGGAGGGGAAUGGUUUUACCAACACAGGAAAGAAAGCCUCUCCCUUAACUGUGGCAGCAGCAGCGGCAGCGGCAGCAGCAGCAACUGCCCAAGGAGUGCCACAACACCUACUUCCAGCGUUCCACGCUCCCUUACCGAUUGACAUGCGACAUCAGGAGGGAAGAUAUCAUUACGAACCUCACUCUAUCCAUGCUAUUCAUGGGCCUCCUACUCUGAGCGGCAGCCCUGUUAUUUCUGACAUCUCCCUCAUCCGGCUUUCGCCACACCCUGCAGGUCCUGGAGAGUCGCCCUUCAACCCCCCUCACCCUUACGUGAACCCUCACAUGGAACACUACCUCCGCUCCAUGCAUAGCAGUCCUACCCUAUCUAUGAUUUCAGCAGCGCGAGGCCUCAGCCCAGCUGAGGUGGCCCACGAGCACCUUAAAGAGAGAGGCCUCUUUGGCCUUCCCCCUCCAGGGGCAAACCCUUCAGAUUAUUACCAUCAGAUGACACUCAUGGCGAGCCACCCAGGCCCUUAUGGGGAUCUCUUGAUGCAAGGCGGAGGAGCUACGAGUGCCCCCCACCUCCAUGACUACCUCAACCCAGUGGAUGUGUCCAGAUUUUCCAGUCCCCGGGUGACCCCAAGGUUAAGUCGCAAGCGGGCCCUAUCGAUCUCCCCACUCUCAGAUGCCAGCAUUGAUCUGCAGACAAUGAUUAGGACCUCUCCAAACUCUCUGGUGGCUUAUAUUAACAACUCUCGAAGCAGUUCAGCAGCUAGUGGUUCCUACGGGCAUCUGUCUGCAGGGGCAAUCAGCCCAGCCUUCACUUUCCCCCACCCCAUCAAUCCAGUGGCCUAUCAGCAGAUCCUGAGCCAGCAAAGGGGCCUGAGCUCAGCCUUUGGACACACCCCACCCUUAAUCCAGCCCUCUCCCACCUUCCCUACCAGGCAGCACAUGGCCGUCAUCUCAGUCAACCCCACCCCAACACAGCUCAGCAGCAGCAACAACUGCAUAGCUGACUCAAACCAGAACAAGCAAAGCAGUGAGUCAGCUGUGAGCAGCACGGUCAAUCCUGUAAUUAACAAGCGCAGCAAGGUCAAGACUGAAACUGAGGGGCUGAGACCAGCAUCCCCACUGACACAGGAACAUCUGACAGACCUCAAAGAGGAUUUGGAUAAAGAUGAAUGCAAACAAGAGCCUGAGGUUAUUUAUGAGACCAACUGUCACUGGGAAGGCUGCGCCAAGGAAUACGACACCCAGGAGCAACUUGUCCAUCACAUUAACAACGACCACAUUCAUGGAGAGAAGAAGGAAUUUGUCUGCCGCUGGCAGGACUGUACCCGGGAGCAGAAGCCUUUCAAGGCUCAGUACAUGCUAGUGGUACACAUGCGUAGGCACACUGGAGAGAAGCCACACAAGUGCACGUUUGAAGGAUGCUCAAAAGCCUACUCCCGACUGGAGAACCUAAAGACACAUCUGAGGUCCCACACGGGUGAGAAACCUUACGUGUGUGAACACGAGGGAUGCAAUAAAGCCUUCUCUAAUGCUUCUGACCGGGCCAAGCACCAGAACCGAACUCAUUCCAAUGAGAAACCCUACAUCUGCAAGAUCCCUGGUUGUACAAAGCGAUACACAGACCCCAGCUCUCUCAGAAAACAUGUGAAGACAGUACAUGGUCCCGAUGCUCACGUCACCAAGAAGCAGCGCAAUGAUGUCCACCCAAGGGCACCUCCACUCAAGGAAAAUGGUGACAACGAAGCCAGUGCCAAACAGGGCAGAGCCGGGCUGGAGGAGACCGCCGAAGCAAACAGCGCCAACCAGGCAGUGGAGGACUGCCUGCAUGUCAAAGCCAUCAAGACAGAGAACUCGGUGUUGUAUCAGUCCAGCCCCGGGGGCCAGUCAUCCUGUAGCAGCGAGCCCUCACCCCUCGGCAGCACCAACAACAAUGACAGUGGAGUAGAGAUGACCAUACACAGUGGGGGUAGCCUGGGAGACCUGACGACGCUGGACGACAACGCUCCUGUCGCUGACUCGACAGUCCCCUCUGGCACGUCAGCAGUCAGCCUGCAGCUGCGCAAACACAUGACAACCAUGCAAAGGCUUGAACAGCUCAAGAAGGAGAAGCUGAAGACAGUCAAGGAUUCCUGUUCAUGGGCAAACCCGGCUCCUCAAGUCCGAAACACCAAGCUGCCUCCUAUUCCGGGAAAUGGCUCUAUCAUGGAAAACUUCAGUGGACCCACAGCACCCCUGCCCAACCCGAGGAUCAUGGAGCUGUCAGUGAAUGAGGUAACCAUGUUAAACCAAUUGAACGAGCGAAGGGACAGCACCACCAGCACCGUAAGCUCAGCCUACACUGUCAGCCGCCGUUCCUCUGGCAUCUCCCCGUACUUGUCUAGCCGCCGAUCCAGCGAGGCUUCUCCCUUCGGGAGCCGCCCCAACAACGUCAGCUCUGCCGACUCCUACGACCCCAUCUCCACCGAUGCCUCCCGCCGCUCCAGCGAGGCCAGCCAAUGCAGCGGAGCACCAGGGCUGCUGAACCUCACACCGGCUCAACAGUACAGCCUGAAAGCCAAAUAUGCUGCAGCCACUGGGGGGCCCCCACCAACUCCCCUCCCAAACAUGGAAAGGAUGAGCCUAAAAAAUAAAAUGUCUCUACUUGAUCCAUCAGAGUCCUCUCUGCCACCCCCCUUCCCGCGUCAGCUAGGACCAAGGCGUGGUAGCGAUGGACCGUCGUACGGGUAUAGUGCUGCCCCCACCUUCCCCCAUGAAGUUACAGGCAACGGGACAAGGCGAGCAAGUGACCCCGUGAGGAGACUGGCUGCUGAACCUUUGUCUCUCCCCCGGGUGCAGCGCUUCAAUAGCACCAACAGCAUGAACCCGCCUCAUCUACCACCCUGUGCGGAGCGGAGGAACUUCAGCCUCCAGAACUACACCCGCUCAGAUGGCGCUUUGCCCCGCCACGUCUAUUCUCCCCGCCCUCCAAGUAUCAGUGAGAAUGUUGCUAUGGAGACAAUGGUGGUGGAGGCAGAUGGCCCCAGUGGGGAGGAUGACAUCGUGUUACCCGAUGAUGUAGUACAGUACAUCAAAUCACAGAGUACUGGUGCUGCUGAAGAGAAUAAUGCCCUGGCAUACCAUGGAGAAGCCUCAAGUUUCCCUGGGAGCCUGAAGCUGCCGAGCCCAGGCCUCCACGGCCCACGCAGGAUGGCAGCAUCCAACUCUAACGGGAGCCAGCCGGCACCUAUGCUGGCUGAUUGCCAGCUGGGCUACGGUACCCCCACCAACCUGAACAAAAACAAUAUGCCUGUGCAGUGGAAUGAGGUGAGCUCAGGCUCUGUGGAUGUUCUUUCCAACCAGCAGGCCAAACAAUUUCCUCAGGGCAACUUAGCUGUGGUACAACAGAAGCAGACCUUUGGGCAGUACCAGAGCUACAAUCAGCAGGUCAUGCAGACAAGCCCCAGUGAUCUCGAUAGCACUCAGUCCAACCUCCUCCCAAGAAAUGGGGUUGCUCCUGGACCGAGGGUCAAUUACAUGCAGGUCCGGCAACCGCUACAGGCCAGUCCCUGCCCCAACAUGAACCCGGACUUAAGCCCUGAUGCAGGAUACAGCCAGCCUCACCCUAUGCUGAGCCCAAACACAAUGGGUGGGGACAUGAAUCAGCUCUCCCCAUCAUGUAGCAAUAUGGGAGUCAAGACAGGGCACCUGGGCCUCCCUCAGCAAAUGGAUGUUACCUCUGACCCUUCCCUGAUGGUAAACAGCCGGAGAGAGCACCCACUAUCCAACCCAGCCAUGCACAUGGUGACCACACAGAACUACUCACAGCAGAGCCAUCACCUGCCACCCUCCAUGAGCCAAGAAGGCUACCACCAGUCCCCAUCUCUUCUGACCUCCCACCAACCCAAUUUUGUUGACCCUCAACAAAACAUGAUGGGGUCGAUGGGACAGAGCUUUGGACCGGGCCUGGUACAGCCACGCCCACCUGCGGAGCCAAGCCCAGCCAGCAGACACCGUGGGGUACGUUCUUCACAACAGCUAGGCUACAUGAGAGCCACCGCUUACCCGAUGGCCGCUGGAACAUCCAGCCAGGAGACUGGGGAGGCUAUUCCCAAAUCAAUAAAUGACAUGGUCUCACCACCACAGCAGCAGCAGCAACCACUGCAACAACAGAAUACCAGUGGACCUCGGGAUAACAGCAUGAUGUGCUACUACGGGCAGAUUCACAUGUAUGAACAGAAUGGGAAUUUUGAGAACCAUGUGGACUGCCGGGUAAUGCAGCAGCAGCAGCAGCAGCAGCAGACACAGCAGCAGCCGCAGUGUUCAUUGAGCAGCAUCAAGCCACAUGCCAUGGCCUCUCCAGGGGCCAAUCAGGUGUCGAGCACUGUGGACUCCCAGCUACUGGAGCCUCCACAGAUCGAUUUUGAUGCUAUCAUGGAUGAUGGCGACCAUUCAAGCCUAAUGUCGGGAACCCUGAGCCCCAGCAUCCUUCAGAAUCUCUCCCAGAAUUCCUCCCGCCUCACAACUCCACGGAACUCCUUGACCCUGCCCUCAAUCCCAGCAGGGAUAAGCAAUAUGGCUAUUGGGGACAUGAGCUCCAUGCUAACGACAUUAGCAGAAGAGAGCAAGUUCCUUAACAUGAUGUCUUAACACAAAGCACAAGGAGGCAAGGAGGGAGGGGCUGUUUGCCAAGCAAUCUGAUGAAUGUGCUUUUGAAAAAUAAUCACUUCCUAGAGAAUAGAGAUUUUUUCCAGCAAGUAUUAAAUACAUGAAAGGGAUUUUAACAAAUUAUCUGUACAGC